Molecule: messenger RNA, 1327 nt
Organism: Pyrus x bretschneideri (Chinese white pear)
Lineage: Eukaryota; Viridiplantae; Streptophyta; Magnoliopsida; Rosales; Rosaceae
Product: universal stress protein PHOS32-like
Exons: 3
Coding region: 151-936 (261 amino acids)
Source: RefSeq, a predicted model, not a curated record
GGAUGUCAUUCUGUGUUGGAUUUCGGCAUAUACGCAAGCAUCAUCAUUAAUGCUAUAAGCAUUUAAGACUUUUUAUCCCUCUCACUUUCCCAUCAAUUUUCCGACUAUCCAAACAGAAAACAACACAACCGAAACUUCUCCAAAACCCAGAUGAAUCACCCUCAGCAGCCUCCUCAGCCCCAAGACCCGUCCGAUCCCCAACUCCCCCACAUCAGAAUCCACCACCCAAACUCUCCCCGCCACCACUCCUCCUCCGCCGGCUCCGCCGCCACUCCCACCCCUACCGCCGGUGCCCGCCGCAAGCUGGGCGUUGCCGUCGACCUCUCCGAAGAGAGCGCCCACGCCGUCCGCUGGGCCGUCGAUCACUACAUCCGCCCCGGCGACGCCGUCAUCCUCCUCCACGUCAGUCCCACCUCCGUCCUUUUCGGCGCCGACUGGGGCUCAGUCGACCUCUCCAUCAACACCAACGACGACAUCGAUUUCGUCGACAAUCACGCCCUUCACGAUUCUGUCAAGCAGAAGAAACUCGAGAACGACUUCGACGCCUUCACCGCCUCCAAGGUCGCCGAUCUCGCCAAGCCCUUGAAGGAGGCGCAGAUUCCGUACAAGAUCCACAUCGUCAAGGACCAUGACAUGAAGGAGCGGCUCUGCUUGGAGGUUGAGAGGCUUGGGCUCAGUGCCGUGAUCAUGGGGAGCCGAGGGGUCGGCGCCACCAAGCGUGGGACUGAUGGUAGGCUUGGGAGCGUCAGCGACUAUUGUGUUCAUCACUGCGUUUGUCCCGUUGUUGUUGUCCGGUUUCCGGAGGAUGACAAUAGCGGCGGUGCUGGUGGUCCUCCUGUUGCCGCCGCGGUUGUUGCGGUUAAAGAGAAUGAGGAGGAAGAGGCCGUGAUCAAGCCGGUGCCGGUGGUAAAGGAGGUGCAUAAGAAAGAAGCAUAGCCCGUAUUCUGAGUCGUAGUUGAAUCCUCUCAAGUACAGUUUGUGUAGAUGUCUGAGUCGACUGGGAGUGGCUGACACAUUGAGUCCAGCCUGCCGGAGUCAAGUCUGCUUUCUCUCCUCUGCAAUAGCUCUUUCUCAUGUAUGAACUUUGGGAGGAUUGUAGAUGCUAUUUGUAUGGUGAAUGAGGUUUAGGGUUUCUCGACGUCUUUCCUACUUUGUUCAGCUGCUUUGUGACGCGAUACUCCUUUUAGUUUCGAGGGAUGUGCUUCUUGUUGCUCGUAUGAUACAAAUUUAAUUAUUAGAUUUGUCUAAUAAUUAUCCUAGACGCCGUUUAUAAAUUUGGAUGUUUAUAUUUUGAUUGCUUGCUAUGGUAAGGUACUUUCUACCACAA